AAUGCUUUGCCAUAAUCAAUCUCCAAUUUCAUCUAUAAAAGCAUAGCCACACAAAGUGGAAUUCACCAAAUCAAUAAGCUUAUAGAGAGAGAUAAAGAGUGUUGAAACAUGGCAAGUGAGAAGGGAAAGAUUCAAGUGGCAAGUGAUAAGUAUAGGCAGGUCCUGCAUGAAGAUGAGGCUGCUGCUGCAGGAACCAUUGAGUGGAGACAUGGUGGCCCUCCAAUUUAUGACAGUGUUAAUAAGCUUUUUGAACAAGGAAGGACUAAGGUAUGGGCAGAAGGAUCUCUGGAGGAAACAGUGCAAAAUGCUAUAAAGUCAUGGGAAAUGGAGCUUUCUCACAAGACGCGCGUCAAGGACUUUAGGACCAUUAACCCUGAAAAAUUCAAGCUCUUUAUUAAUGGAAGAGAGGGACUAUCAGCAGAAGAGACGCUAAAAGUGGGAAGCUACAAUGCGCUAUUGAAGAGUUCAGUACCAGAUGAAUUCAAAUACUACAAAGCAGAUGAAGAGAGUUUCGAAUCGUCUCACGAUGCUUUUCGAUCAGCUUUUCCGAGAGGAUUUGCCUGGGAAGUGAUCAAUGUGUAUACAGGGCCACCAGUUGUGACAUACAAAUUCAGGCAUUGGGGUUUCUUUGAAGGUCCAUUUAAACUACAUUCACCUACUGGUGAGAUGGUCCAGUUCUAUGGUGUUGGCAUAAUGAAGGUUGAUGAAUCUCUAAGAGCAGAGGAUGUAGAGAUAUACUAUGAUCCAGCUGAACUUUUUGCUGGACUACUUAAGGGACCAACAAUUUCUGAAUCUAACAUUGAACAACAGGGCCAUGCUGAUAAUACCACCACUCAAUCCUGCCCAUACCACUACUAGUUAUGUUGUCCUAAUCGUCCUGUCUUAAUGAGUUUAUGCAACUUUUUUUUAUAUGUCUCUGCUUAUUCGAAUUCAUCAAUUUUUCCUUUUAUUCCAGCUGAAAUUCUUAAUUUAUAAUAGUUGCAUUUGACUGUUCAUUGAAAGGACUUCAUGGACAAACAUGCUGAAAAUAGUGCUA
Messenger RNA from Capsicum annuum, 1036 nucleotides. Its product is annotated as pathogen-related protein. The record is from RefSeq and is a predicted model, not a curated record. Lineage: Eukaryota; Viridiplantae; Streptophyta; Magnoliopsida; Solanales; Solanaceae. Bases 109 to 858 code for a protein of 249 amino acids. The transcript is spliced from 4 exons.